Molecule: messenger RNA, 2668 nt
Organism: Caretta caretta (loggerhead turtle)
Lineage: Eukaryota; Metazoa; Chordata; Testudines; Cheloniidae
Product: CMP-N-acetylneuraminate-beta-galactosamide-alpha-2,3-sialyltransferase 2
Biological process (GO): sialylation
Cellular component (GO): membrane
Molecular function (GO): beta-galactoside (CMP) alpha-2,3-sialyltransferase activity
Source: RefSeq, a predicted model, not a curated record
CUGUGCUCUGUACAGCUAGUUUCUGUUCAGAAAACGGAAGUGUGUGCCCUGCCCAGCGCAGUGAGCGAGGAGAGAGAGUUGGGAGCUGCAAGGCGCAUGCUGAAGCCCCCAGCCUCUGAGGCUGGGACGCUCACUUGUCAUCUUCACGCCUCGGUGCCGCCCAGGCUGGGACAGAGAGAGCCAACGCCCAGAAGAAGCUACCCCCUGCACAGAGCUGUGGGGGACUGGUGCCAGGCUGGGUUAACGCUGACUUGCGAUCAGGGCUUGGAAACCUCCAGUGGCUCCUGAGUGUGCUGGACAUACUGACCCCUUCCUUCUGUUCUUGGGGAUGUCCAGCUACCCAGGAAAGGCUCCCGUUCUUCCCAUAAGAGCAGGAAAACUGCGACUGGGCCCAGAUGCCCACAGGCAGUGACCCUGAACACCGCACACGGACCCACUGGGAGGAGCUGGUGGAGUGAAAGAUGCUGCACUGGAAGAAGUUGUGGGCUGCUACAGCCCUGUGCAUGGUGCCUGCCCUGUGGCAGGUUUAUCAGUCCUUGUACCUGGGGCAUUCAGCCUCUUUCUGGAGCCUUGGAGACAUACUAGGGCCCGCGUCUGUCUCAGAGGCCCAGUCCUGUGGCUGCGUCAGCUGUAUUGUGGAGCUCGGCAGCUCAGCCUGGUUUAACGAACGGUACGACUCAGUGAUAAAUCCCCUGCUGACGAUGCACACCUCCGAGAUCGCCCCAGACGUUCUGUCGUGGUGGCUGAAGCUGCAGGGCUCGCAGAGCAGUGCCCAGUUCCAGGGAAUAAUCCAGCAAAUGUUUGACAUUCUUCCAUCCCCAACCAUGGAUGCUCGGCCCAUCUCCCGCUGCAGGAUGUGUGCAGUGGUGGGGAACUCUGGGCGCCUGAGGGGCUCCCACCACGGGAGAGAGAUCGACUCCCACCACUGGGUUCUGAGGAUGAACAGGGCGCAGACUGCUGGGUUCGAGGAGGAUGUUGGCACGAGGACAACGCACCACUUUAUGUACCCAGAGAGUGCUGUGGACCUCCAGCCUGGUGUCCACCUGGUGCUGGUUCCCUUUAAAGCACUGGACCUGAAAUGGGUGACCAGUGCCUUCUCCACAGGGAAACUGCGCUACACGUACACAAGAGUCAAACAGUUCAUUAAAGCUGACAAAAGCAAGGUGCUAAUCCUGAACCCUGCCUUUCUCAAAUACAUCCAUGACAAGUGGACACAGCACCAUGGGAGGUAUCCAUCCACGGGCUUCACAGCAUUGCUUUUUGCCUUGCACACCUGUGAUCAGGUGUCAGUGUUUGGUUACGGUGCGGACAGCGGUGGGAACUGGCAUCACUACUGGGAAGAGAACCGUAACCCUGGAGCCUUCCGCAGGACUGGGGUGCACAACGCGGACUUUGAACUUGCCCUCAUCACGAAACUGGCAGCCGAAGGCAAAAUCUCCUUUUAUAACUAGCUAAGGGGGCUCUGCUACCCUACGCCAACCCCCAGGCAAGGGGCGCUUCCUCCCGCGGGUGCGCCGCUCUCCACGCCCAGCCCCACUGCCUCGGGGGCAGGGACUGUUCGGGGUUGCAGCAGAACCAAUUACGCUUCAAAGCUAGAUACUGACCAUGCUGCCCCAUUCCUCUUGCUUUUCUUCCCUGCGAGGGGACGCUCUGGAGGGGGGCAUCUAGUUAUCCCGCUCGCCGGCCCCGCUCUGUCGUCACUCAGCAAUGGCUUUACCCUCUCAACACCCCAGCAGGUUGCAUUCACCUGCACGUCCGCCAAUGUGAUAUACGCCAUCAUGUGCCAGCAAUGCCCCUCUGCCAUGUACAUCGGCCAAACUGGACAGUCCCUACAUAAAAGGAUAAAUGGACACAAAGCAGAUAUUAGGAAUGGCAAUAUACAGAAACCUGUAGGAGAACGCUUCAACCUCCCUGGACACACAAUAGCAGAUUUCAAGGUAGCCAUCCUGCAGCAAGAAAACUUCAGGACCAGACUUCAAAGAGAAACUGCUGAGCUUCAGUUCAUUUGCAAAUUGGACACCAUCAGCUCAGGAUUAAACAAAGACUGUGACUGGCUCGCCAACGACAAAAGCAGUUUCUCCUCCCUUAGUGUUCACACCUCCACUGCUAGAAGAGGGCCUCAUCCUCCCUGAUUGAACUAACCUCGUUAUCCCUAGCUUGAUUCUUGCUUGCAUAUUUAUACCUGCCUCUGGAAAUUUCCACUAUAUGCAUCUGAGGAAGUGGGUAUUCACCCAUGAAAGCUUAUGCUCCAAUACAUCUGUUAGUCUAUAAAGUGCCACAGGACUCUUUGCCGCUUUUACAGAUCCAGACUAACACGGCUACCCCUCUGAUACAUGGCUAUGAUCCUUCACCAGAUACGUGUCUCAUGAAGAAGUCUUUCAGCCAUGCCCAGAUCAACGACACUGGAAGGCCUUUGGGUGAGCAUCGCUCCAUAAGACAGGAUUGUAACUAGUUAAGUAACCCUAGGUCCAAAUAGGGCUGUCAAUUAAUUGCAGUUAACUCAAGCGAUUAACACAAAACAAAUUAACUACAUUCAAAAAACAGUUGCGAUUAAUAGCAGUUUGAAUUGCACCGUUAAACAAUAAUAGAAUACCAAUUGAAAUUUAUUAUAAAUAUUUUUGGAUGUUUUUCUACAUUUUCAAAUAUAUUGAUUUCACUUACAAAACAG